AUGAAGGAAUCCACUACAAAUCGAACGUGUACCGGAAAGACUCCCCAAGGAUUCUCUUCAGGAAGUUCUUUCAGCAGUAGCAGAGCGACCAGUAAGAAAGUUGGGCUUCGUGCCCUUGACAAAUGGCAAGAACUGGAAGGCAGGGACAACGUUUACACUGUUGAUAUGGACACAUCACAUACAGGAGAAAUCUAUUUUACCAAAAAACUGACAUGGGAACCCAGUGAGGCCAACAAGUUAAAAUGCAAAGUAUUUGGGCAAUCUGAGGAUUUAUGUCAUAACUUCAUUAAGGUUCUGAUAAGAAAAAAUGAUGAUACAUUGUUCAUUUGUGGGACAGAUGCCUUUGAUCCUUCUUGUAGGAACUUUAAGGUGAAUACUCUUGAAAUGACGGGAGAAAGGAUCAGUGGGAAGGGCAGGUGCCCUUUUGAUCCCAAGGACAGCAACGUUGCAUUGUAUGCAGGUGGGUAUCUAUAUUCUGGCACAGCGUCAGACAUCCACUCAUCAGAUUCACUCAUUUACCGGAGUCUUGGACCUUCUCCAUCUCUUCGAACAGCUAAACAGGAUUCAAAAUGGUUGAAAGAUUCUAAAUUCAUCCAUGUGGUCGAUUAUGGCGAUUACAUGUACUUCUUCUUUCGAGAAGUAGCAGUUGAAGUCCAUAUCGAAGGGGAGCUCGUUGUAUCAAGAGUAGCUCGGGUUUGCAAGAAUGACAUGGGUGGAACAAUGGCAUUUCUAGACAAGCAUUGGACUUCCUUCCUAAAGGCACAACUGAAAUGCUUAAUUCCUUCUGCUUUAAAUUUCCAUUUUGACCUACUGCAGGGAGUGACAGACGUUGUCCAAAUCCAGGGGCGUGACGUGGUCUUUGCAACCUUUACCACCUCUGAAUUCAGCAUCCCUGGCUCUGCUGUUUGUGCUUAUGAUAUGCUCGAGAUUGACAAAGUCUUUUCCGGGAGGUUCAAACGUCAGCUAUCCUAUCACUCAAAAUGGACUCCAGUUCCUGAAAGCGAAGUGCCAACACCCAGGCCUGGUUCCUGUGCUGGCACUGAACCCUUUGCACAGUAUGCAUCCUCUAAGGAUUUACCAGAUAACAUCCUUGAGUUUAUGGCAAAGCAUCAUCUCAUGGAUGGAGGCAUAUUAUCAACAGGGUCUCACCCAUGGUUUCUGAGGACAACGGUCAAGUGCGGGUAUGAAGGUACGCAUGACAAAAGAAUUGUGAGCCUGCGAUUGGACAAGCCAUCUGGAGCUCUUUAUGUAGCAUUCAGAUACUGUUUAAUAAAGGUGCCACUGGAGAAAUGA
Molecule: messenger RNA, 1293 nt
Organism: Sphaerodactylus townsendi
Lineage: Eukaryota; Metazoa; Chordata; Lepidosauria; Squamata; Sphaerodactylidae
Product: semaphorin-6A-like
Exons: 12
Coding region: 1-1293 (430 amino acids)
Biological process (GO): neural crest cell migration; negative chemotaxis; semaphorin-plexin signaling pathway
Molecular function (GO): chemorepellent activity; semaphorin receptor binding
Source: RefSeq, a predicted model, not a curated record